Candidozyma auris is the source of this 945-nucleotide messenger RNA. RefSeq names its product mitochondrial 37S ribosomal protein mS35. Gene Ontology annotation, biological process: mitochondrial translation. Gene Ontology annotation, molecular function: structural constituent of ribosome. The transcript has a single exon. Gene Ontology annotation, cellular component: mitochondrial small ribosomal subunit. Bases 1 to 945 code for a protein of 314 amino acids. The record is from RefSeq and is a predicted model, not a curated record. NCBI's taxonomy places the organism in Eukaryota, Fungi, Ascomycota, Pichiomycetes, Serinales, Metschnikowiaceae.
AUGAUAUCACGAGCUUCGCACUGGCUGAGCAGAGCAGCUAGACUUCAGGCUGUAAGGUUAAAGUCGGGCUCCAGCGUGCCGCAAAAGGCCGAAUCGCUGGAAGACUUGCUCUACCUCAAUCCUCACAAGUGGGAGGGACUCCCAGCAGACCGUAUUUUCGAGUUACACAGGCUUCGGAAGACUAAGUUAGGCGAGAAGUAUGCGCCCACUGACAGUGAAAGACUGGCAGUUUUGAAGACGUUUGCUCUGUUGAAGGGCAAAGUGAGACCCCAGUUGGAGUAUGUGUACGAAGUAGAUCACUUCAAGGAAAGAUUAUUGAACAACGUGGUGAGGCCGCCUGUUCCACAGCAAGCUAACAGAGACGUGCGUCCUAGUGGCGAAGAGCCCCAUUUGCGCCGUAAAUUUGAGCAGCUUCAUGCCAUCAGCGCCCAUGAGAUGCCCCUCUUGGCUAAGUACCGCCAGGAAUAUAAGCCACGGGCAGCACUGGAAACGCCGCUUCAAUUGAAGUUCUUCACAGAUUUGUCCGACGAUAUGCUGUCUCCUGAAAAUAGAAAGGUGGCGUUGAAUGUGGCGCUUGAAGACUUGGGGCUCAGCGAGAAGCAGGCCCACAAGUUCAAAGUUUUGGCUGGCAACAAGUUCAACCAUAAGAACAACGUGUUUCACAUGAAAACUGCCCGCUAUGGCGUGGCUACGCAAAAUGCCAAAUGGCUAGUAGAGACAUUUAACAAGCUUUUGGCUGAGAGCAAGGACUUGUCGAAGGAACUGCUCGAAGAUAUCCCAGUGAACACACAUCACUGCCCACCCAGAAAGUCACAACCACAGUUUCCUGAGGAGUGGAAAAGACCUCAGGACGCUCCCGUGGAGAAGAACCGUAUCCUGAGCAAGGUGAUCGACAUGGUGAUUGCCCAAAAGGAUCAGGAAUAUCUCAAAGAGCUCACCCCAUAA